AUGGGCUGUGCGAGCUCUCGAGAGGUCGGUCUCGGGGACGAGUGCGCGAGCCCGUGCCCGCGCGAGCCAUCGAGGAAGGACGUCCUCCGCAGCAAGCUCGACCAGCCGUUCGUGCCCGGCCGGCGCUUCCACGCGCCGCACGGCGAGAUGUCGCAGGUCUACGAAGCAGCGCGGCGGUCCAGGACCUCGCUGAACGAACCGAGGACGUCCCUCGGGGUCGCUCCGUCCCCCCGCAGCAUAAGCCAGGGGCGCGCGCGGGCGGUGAGGGUCACGGUGCUGGACACGGCCGACACGCAGGGGCUGGACAGUGGUUCGAACAAGUUCCUCCGCAGCCCGCUGCCGCGGCAGAAGUUGCGCUUGUCCCGCCACGCCGAGGACCGGAGGCACUCGCUGUCCAAGGCGCCGAACAAGACGGCCUCGAACGCCUCGGCCCACCUGCGGCACGCGCCCUCGCCACGGUCGUUCGUCGACGCCCCCCUGCAUCCCCGCACGUCGUCGCGCCGCACACACUCCCUGCACAUUGAGCGCGUGAUGCACGUCAGGCGGCAGUUCGCAGCGUCGUUCUCGGAGCAGAAGGCCGCCGCAGUGCGCCUCAAGGCACACCAGAGAUCCGCCUUCGCGAGCCCGGACGCGGUGCUGCGCGACACCGACGCCGAGGCGCGCGGCACGCCGGCCGACGCGCACGUGGCGCGGCAGGAGGAGUUCACGGCCGGCGGCGCGUACUGGGCCGACCGGAUGCUCGAACAUGGCCGGAAGAUGCGGAACAUCUGCUUCUGA
This is a messenger RNA of Pedinophyceae sp. YPF-701, 777 nucleotides long. Lineage: Eukaryota; Viridiplantae; Chlorophyta; Pedinophyceae. The record is from the annotation of a GenBank genome assembly.